Myotis brandtii (Brandt's bat) is the source of this 3506-nucleotide messenger RNA. It is a transcript of the gene KLHL4, whose product is annotated as kelch-like family member 4. Gene Ontology annotation, molecular function: protein binding. The coding region runs from base 328 to 2484 and encodes 718 amino acids. The transcript is spliced from 11 exons. NCBI's taxonomy places the organism in Eukaryota, Metazoa, Chordata, Mammalia, Chiroptera, Vespertilionidae. The record is from RefSeq and is a predicted model, not a curated record.
UGAGUGAGCAUGCACAUUAGCAGCUGGAGUGUGUUGUGGUAGUUGCUUUCCUGUGCUAAGCUGAUUUACUUGUUUAAGGUCUGACCUCAUCAUCCUGUCAGUAUGGGUUCCCACCUACACUGUUAGCUGCAGCUUUGCAGCUAGAAAGCUAGAAGUAUUCUCUGUGCAGCACAGGCAGCAGGCAGCGGGGGAGGGGGGGAAACAAGAAAAGGCUGCUCUAGGCACUUGUGCUUUUGUUAGUUCAACAGAAGAGGCAGAGAAACCAGAGAUAACAAAGGCUCCGUUUCCUUUCUGUGAGAGAAGGCUUUUGUCUUUCCUCCUGCAACAAUGUCAAUGUCUGGCAAGAAAGAGUUUGAUGUGAAACAGAUCCUACGGCUACGCUGGAGGUGGUUUAGUCAUCCUUCUCAAGGUUCUUCCAACCCUGGAAACUGCCUUCAGCAGGAAGGAUAUGAGCAUAGAGGGACCCAGGUUCAGGGCAGGUUGAAGAACCACUCUCGGGACAGAAACGGACUGAAGAAGAGCAAUAGUCCUGUCCACCACAACAUAUUGCCACCAGUGCCAGGACUGGCCCCUGCCCAUCAAAGAGUGCUUCAGAAUUGGCACCCACAGAACCUGAUAGAACAUCUUCGAGCAAAUGAAGAUACUCCUAAAGCAGUUCCAGAGGAGAAUUUGUUCAAAAGAGCUUGUGAGAAACACUCACAAGAUUUGGAGAUGAUGGCUGAUGAAAGUACAGGCGAGUCUACUGCCAGAUUACAUACACAACAUCCUGAAGAAAUGAAUCUCAGCAUACCUGAGGAGGAGUUCCAUGCUGUAAACCAUGCAGAGAAAACGCUCCAUAAAAUGCAGAACUACCUGAAAGAGAAACAACUCUGUGAUGUGUUCCUCAUUGUUGGACACCUCCGAAUCCCAGCUCAUCGGUUGGUUCUCAGUGCCAUGUCUGAUUAUUUUGCUGCAAUGUUUACUAAUGAUUUGCUUGAAGCCAAACAAGAAGAGGUCAAGAUGGAAGGAGUUGAUCCUAAUGCACUUAAUUCCUUGGUGCAGUAUGCUUACACAGGUGUCCUGCAACUGAAAGAAGAUACUAUCGAAAGUUUGCUGGCUGCAGCUUGUCUCCUGCAACUGACUCAAGUUAUUGACGUCUGCUCCAAUUUUCUCAUAAAGCAGCUCCAUCCUUCAAACUGCUUAGGGAUUCGAUCAUUUGGAGACGCCCAGGGUUGUACAGAGCUCCUGAGUGUGGCACAUAAAUACACAAUGGAACACUUCAUCGAUGUAAUAAAGAACCAAGAAUUCCUCCUGCUUCCAGCUAAUGAAAUCUCCAAACUUCUGUGCAGUGACGAUAUUAACGUGCCUGAUGAAGAAACCAUUUUCCAUGCUUUGAUGGACUGGGUGGGGCAUGAUGUGCAGGCUAGGCAACAAGACCUAUCCAGGCUGCUUACUUACAUCAGACUGCCAUUACUUCCACCACAGUUACUGGCAGAUCUUGAAAAUAGUUCCAUACUUACUGGUGAUCUUGAAUGUCAGAAACUUCUGAUAGAAGCUAUGAAGUAUCAUCUCUUACCUGAAAGAAGACCUAUGAUGCAAAGCCCUCGGACAAAGCCUAGAAAAUCAACUGUGGGGGCACUUUAUGCUGUGGGAGGCAUGGAUGCUAUGAAAGGUACCACUACAAUAGAAAAAUAUGACCUCAGGACCAAUACCUGGUUACAUAUUGGCACCAUGAAUGGCCGUAGGCUUCAGUUUGGAGUUUCAGUUAUUGAUAAUAAGCUCUAUAUCGUGGGAGGAAGAGAUGGUUUAAAGACUUUGAAUACUGUGGAAUGUUUUAAUCCAGUUGGCAAAAUCUGGAGUGUGAUGCCUCCCAUGUCAACACAUAGGCACGGCUUAGGUGUAGCCACACUUGAAGGACCAAUGUAUGCUGUUGGUGGUCAUGAUGGAUGGAGUUAUCUAAAUACUGUAGAAAGAUGGGACCCUGAGGGACGUCAGUGGAAUUACGUGGCUAGUAUGUCAAUUCCUAGAAGCACAGUUGCUGUCGCUGCAUUAAACAACAAGCUGUAUGCUAUUGGUGGACGUGAUGGAAGUUCCUGCCUGAAAUCAGUGGAAUACUUUGAUCCACACACUAACAAGUGGAGUCCAUGUGCUCCAAUGUCCAAAAGACGUGGAGGUGUGGGAGUUACAACAUACAAUGGAUUCUUAUAUGCUGUUGGGGGUCAUGAUGCCCCUGCUUCUAACCAUUGCUCCAGGCUUUCUGACUGUGUGGAACGGUAUGAUCCAAAACAUGAUUCAUGGUCAACUAUGGCGCCCCUGAGUGUUCCUCGAGAUGCUGUUGCUGUGUGUACUCUAGGAGACAAACUCUUUGUGGUUGGAGGAUAUGAUGGACAUUCUUAUUUGAAUACCGUUGAGUCAUAUGAUGCACAGAAAGAUGAAUGGAAACAGGAAGUUCCUGUUAACAUUGGAAGAGCUGGUGCAUGUGUUGUGGUGGUGAAGCUACCAUAAAGCGAUCUCAUCAAAUGGAGGAAAACUGGAGAAUUUUAAGAAAUGAAGUAGAAACAAGAGAGGAAGAAGAAACAUAUUCUUUCUUUCAAUUAGUAAUCAAACAUGAAAAUUCUUGCAUCGUUUUAAUAUGUAGUUAUGAUUGCUCUCACUUGGGAAACCAAAUCAACUUUUAAACAAGAAUUACAAGUAGGUGUUAAGAUUGUGUGGUGUUACAGCUGGAAAUCUCUCAUCUAGGUUUAGCCUCAUUACUUUAAGAUGUUUAAAGGAAAUUGAUAGUGGCCAAAGUAUGAAAGCCUUUAAAAGCAUUGUUAAUUUUUAAGUUAAGAGUCUGAGAAAUUAAAAAUGUUUUCUAUUUCAAAUAAAGGUACUCUAUUAUCUGGACCACAACUAAUAUAAAAGAGAAUUUCUAAAGCUUAAAAUAUAGUCUGAUUUUCAGUAAGACAUCAUUCUGUUAUUCAAACAAUACACCCAAAUAAAUAAAUAAUACCUUACUUGUAUUAAUGGGAAGGUUUUACUGUAUUGACAAGGAAAAAAUCAUGAAAAACUCAUUGGCAUAAUUUGUUAUGAUGAUCGCAAUAUAUUAAAAUGUUCACAAAUUUACUCUUUUACAGUACCAUCUUCCAGAACAUACAUAUACAUUUGGCAUUACUUGACAUGUUGGAUUUGUUACCAGUGAAAUAUUACAGUAAUUUCAUAUACAAAAUCUAUAUAAUAAAAUAGUGAAUAUUUAUCACAUGGACAUUACCUGUGACCUCUGCUGUAAAAUGUCAGGGUCUCACUUGUAUAGAAAGUAAUAUUCCCCUCAAACAUUUCUGUGAACUCUGCCAACACCUACUAUUAAUUUUAACAAGUUUUUAAAAACAAUUUUUGAAGUACAAUAAAAUUAAGAAAAUGUUCUACAAUAUUAACACAUGGAAACACAAAAAUGUUUGAUAUCCAUGGAAAAUUCUGUAUUUAUCUUUUAUGUAGCGAUACAUGCUUUUCUGACAAUGUUAUAUUAAUCCUGUAGAAAAUGUUAAGGA